AUGGUGUGUAUGCGAGACUCUAAGCUUGGCCUUGACUGCGCACACUGAUCGCGCAUUCUUCUUUGCACGUCCACGCACACAGAGCUCUGGCGACUCCCUCCGACGCAAGCUCGUCAUUGUAGGCGAUGGUGCCUGCGGUAAGGUGAGUUGUGGCGCGUUGCUCCACUUUGAGUCAUCAAGCUGGCAGAGGUGCAGAUCAGCACACAGUCAUCCCUGAUUGCAUCUCGCUGACUCUCGAACUCCUACUCAACUAUGCCGACCAGACCUGCUUGUUGAUCGUCUUCAGCCGUGGAACCUUCCCAGAGGUGAGCAGAGUGUUUGGGCGAUCGCGUAGGGAGCCGUAGGGGCGAUGGCAUCAGUCGCGCGCUGGUGGACGACUCCGAAGGAGUUUACAUUAAAGGCGCCCGCGCGGAAGGCGGAGCGCUCGGCCAUCCGUGGCACCUUGACCUUCCUCGGGCUGUCUAUCACGAUCAGCUCCAACUGGAAGGAUGCUCUCUUGCUUGCGCGACUGCUGCCAUCACUCUGGUGCAGGCUUCCCUUUCGGAUGCGCUUCGACAGCUCGCGGCCCUCCAGCGCUUACACCUUCCUUCGCUUCUUUCAGGUCUACGUCCCCACUGUCUUUGAGAACUACGUCGCGGAUGUCGAAGUGGAUGGCAAGCACGUCGAGCUGGCCCUUUGGGAUACCGCUGGUCAAGAAGACUACGAUCGUCUGCGUCCUCUCAGCUACCCCGACUCGCACGUCAUUCUGAUCUGCUUUGCCGUUGACAGUCCAGACUCUUUGGACAAUGUGCAAGAGAAGGCGAGUUUGCAGUCACACUGUCCGUCUUGAGAGCACUAUGGCUGACGCCACAAACUAUCACUGAUCAUUCCGCAGUGGAUCUCUGAAGUCUUGCACUUUUGCCAAAACCUGCCCAUCAUCCUCGUCGGAUGCAAAAAGGAUCUGCGUCGUGAUCCCAAGAUCAUCGAGGAGCUCCGCAAGACUAGUCAGCGACCAGUCAGCCCAGAGGAGGUGCGUAGUGCGCUGCGCACAAGUCAGCUCUUUUGGUCUUUUGACUGACGAAUCUUGUGAUCUCUUUUGCACAGGGUAUGGCCGUGGCACAAAAAAUUGGAGCUGCCCGUUACCUCGAGUGCAGUGCCAAGUCGGGAGAGGGUGUGCGGGAAGUCUUUGAGCAUGCUACUCGCGCUGCGCUCCUCAGCAAGAGAAGCGGCUCAAAGAAGACCAAGUGCGCCAUCCUCUAA
Ceraceosorus bombacis is the source of this 1239-nucleotide messenger RNA. The record is from the annotation of a GenBank genome assembly. NCBI's taxonomy places the organism in Eukaryota, Fungi, Basidiomycota, Exobasidiomycetes, Ceraceosorales, Ceraceosoraceae.